This is a messenger RNA of Alternaria incomplexa, 1104 nucleotides long. RefSeq lists its product as uncharacterized. The coding region runs from base 1 to 1104 and encodes 367 amino acids. NCBI's taxonomy places the organism in Eukaryota, Fungi, Ascomycota, Dothideomycetes, Pleosporales, Pleosporaceae. Gene Ontology annotation, biological process: pentose catabolic process. The record is from RefSeq and is a predicted model, not a curated record. Gene Ontology annotation, cellular component: cytosol. Gene Ontology annotation, molecular function: aldehyde-lyase activity. The transcript has a single exon.
AUGGUACUCUGCAACUACUGCGCCGCUCAACAGACUCAAAGGGACGCCGCCGAAGCAACGCAUCCACGCGCCUUAGCAUCGCAUCCCCUCCACGCAGCCCAACCCGAAGAAUACCUCCGACCCUCAAAACAACGCGAACUAUCCAUCAUCGAAGAAGCGCGGACGGAAUCGCUGAAAGCCGAGUCUCUAAACGCAGAGUCGCUCAAAACAGGCCCGCCAACACCAACCCAGCCGCAGCCCAAAGAGCGCAAGUCGCGAGCGCCGAAGAUGUCCAUACCACCGCAACUCCAGCAGCAACUGCGCUUGCUCAUCCGCGCAAACCACAUCCUACAUCACCACGGCCUCGUCGACGCAUUCGGCCAUAUAUCCGUGCGCCACCCGCUCAACAAAGAGCAAUACAUCAUCGCUGGCUACGAUCCCGGCGCCCCGGCGCUCGUCAAGAACAUGAGCGACUUUAUAUCGUACUGGGUGAAGGACUCCACGCCCGUUGACGCCGACGCGCCGCAGGGAUACAGCGAGCGAUAUAUCCACGGGGAGAUACUGCGGAAGUUUCCCAAGGUGAAUUGCGUUGUGCACUCGCAUUCCGAGGACGUCAUACCCUUCACUGUAGGACACGGCACGAUGGAACCGCAUCCCGUUCGACCCGUGUUCCACAUGGCGGGUUUCAUGGGCCUGGGCGGCGCUAAGGUAUUUACAAUGGAUAGUCUACGUGGAACGUCAGCGCCCUCCGAACACGACCUCCUCAUCAAGAACGCCUCCCUCGGUGCAGCCCUAGCCUCCCGCUUCUCCCCCGAAAGUCCCGUUGUACUACAGCACAAGCACGGUUUCACGACGUUCGGCGCUAGCAUCGAGGAAGCGGUGUACCGGGCGAUAUACACGCAGAAAAACUGCAUUUUGCUACAAAGGGCGAUUGCGAUUGCGGGGGGUGAUGCGGAGGGGGUGUCGUAUUUGAGUGCGCAGGAGAUCAAGGAUUGCGCGGUUAUGAAUGCGAAGACGUUGGAUAAGUCGUUUAGGCUGUGGUUGAGGGAGGUGCAGGUUAAUCCGCUGUAUGAGAAUGAGGAGGGGGAGCCGGAGAAGGGGAGGGUUGGGGGGAUGAAGAUGUGA